AUGAAAUUUCAUUCACACAGGAAACCGAAGAACAACGAAGAUGAUGACGACGAUCGUGGAAAGACUUUAGUUACGGAUUCAAGCGGUAAAGAUGUAUCUGAUCUUUUAUCCAAGGAACAAAUCCGAUGCCUCGCUCUCUACCAACAAGAUUCCCCUAAAUUAGGGGAAAGAUCCAGUUGGAAAAACUAUAGACCCUGGAGGCAAGAAAGGAAUCACCAGUCAGCCCGUCUUGAAAAGCAACUAAUGGCCCUUGAAGAACGAAUAGACAAGCAACUAAAACGAUUCCAAGCCCAAUACUCCCGGCCCUUGAAUCCAACUCCACCCAAGGAGGUGGCUAACCUUCUUAUGCCCAAAUCCACUCCACCUCUUGAACUUACCACACUCUCUUGGCUCGGUGACUGUCGUCCCUCUUCCAUUUUGGACCUCCUUAGCUCCCUGGUCAAGUCCUCACCCGGCCGACCCUCAGCAUUGACCCAUGCAGGUGCCAUGGAGAAGGCUAUAUCACAAUUGAUCCAUGACUUGCGGAUCGAGGAAGCUGUGAUUGAUGAAGAAAUGGCAGAAAUUCAAGCUAAUUGCAUCCUGAACCUCCCUUUUUCCCUAACAGUAGAAAAGCCCAGUGGGUUGGGUAUAUACCAAGUCCACUCCGAGCUCAAAAAGGUCCACCGCCUCAUUGUUAAGGCCCAAAACUUCAGGAAAAGUGCAUUGGAGACAGUGAUCAAGAAAAUCUUGUGCCAAAGUGAUGCUGCUGGAUUUCUGCUUGCCUUUUGUGAAAUUCAAGAAACUGUACAUCAGUUUUCCAGAGACUAUAAAUUGAGGAAAGGCCCAGUAUGUGUGUCAUUGAGUCCUGGUUCAGAAAUGGUGGGGGUUGACAGUAGCAACUCAAUAAGCUCCUUCGAAAUGGACUGAUGAGAGGCAUAAAUAUAUCUGGUAAACCAUUUAGUACUAACCAUGACAGCUAUGAGCCUGCCUGCCUGCCUGCACCCCCACAUUGUUCUGUAUGCAAAAAUUUUAGGUGUAACCCAACUGCACACUAUAUGCAUAUCAAUAAUCAAUGUUGUUCUUUCACAUCUAUCUGUACUUGCAAAUUAAAUGUGUACUUACAUUUAAGGUAAUUUUU
Molecule: messenger RNA, 1117 nt
Organism: Erigeron canadensis
Lineage: Eukaryota; Viridiplantae; Streptophyta; Magnoliopsida; Asterales; Asteraceae
Exons: 3
Coding region: 1-906 (301 amino acids)
Biological process (GO): DNA-templated transcription
Molecular function (GO): sequence-specific DNA binding
Source: RefSeq, a predicted model, not a curated record